This is a messenger RNA of Aspergillus pseudonomiae, 627 nucleotides long. RefSeq lists its product as uncharacterized. Bases 1 to 627 code for a protein of 208 amino acids. The transcript has 2 exons. Lineage: Eukaryota; Fungi; Ascomycota; Eurotiomycetes; Eurotiales; Aspergillaceae. The record is from RefSeq and is a predicted model, not a curated record.
AUGGCGUCAGUAAUCCACGACCAGUUCAAAGCCACGCUCCAGGCGGCGAUGCAGCAGAAAAGCGGCGACUACAAGAACGUCUACCCGAUUACUGUCAGAUGGGUGAAGGAUGACACGGAUGCCGGUAGAGGUGCCGAGCACUUUCGGAAAAUGCUCAAAGACCUUGAUGUUGGACGAGCCGAUGAGCUUAUUAUUUGCGCUGAUGACCCUGCACCCAGGUUCACGUUUGAAAAAGCCUGGGUCAAGUUCCUCGGAAACGCCAUAGCUGAAACUGAACGCAACUUGGUGAUCUUUCAUUAUGCGGGUCACGGAAUGACAAAGACUGGAAGCUUUGUUUGUGCAGACACAAGAGCGGCCAAGAAGACCAUCAAUGCGAACCGCUACCUCCUACGAGGCGUCAAAGACCCUCACGCUCACACCGCCACUCGCGCGCCAGCCAUCCCACGCCGAGUGGUCGAAGUGCUCGCGGCGACAAGCAUAACAACACCUCUUGCAAGAUCUGGACCCGAUAACACAUUCAAUGGAAAGCUUGCUGGUGAAGUUGCUCGGCGAAAGAGACAAGGCCACAAACAUGUCGAAUUUGCCGAUGUCUUUCAGAGCCUCAGAAGCCGUGCGGAUAAGGUGUAG